GCGAUGGUGGCGACGGGCCGGGAGCAGAGGCGGGACCGGGUGCGCUUCGUCUACGUGGCUCGCUUCGGCUCGCACCAGUGCGGCGCCGUCCUUCAGCUGGGCGGCCGCCGGGCUCAGGGUCCGUGUAGCCCCGGGCUCGAGGCCGGCCGCAGCCGGGAGGAGCCGCGGGCGGCUGUGCCGGGGGCCGCGGGCGGCGGGGAGCUGUGUCCCGGCUCCCCGCCCAGGGCCCCCGCGGCCUCCUCUCCGGCGCGGGCGUCGAGCUCGCGGAGCCGGCCUCGGCAGGAGGCACAAGCAGGUUUGACCCAGAAGAAUUUAGCUAAAAAGUUUGACUUCCCCAUACCUUUGAAUGAAGCUUCCAAAAUAAUGAAGAAAAAGAAAAAGGUUUCAGUAUGGAAUGGAGUGUACAAAGUCAUUUCUAAAAUGCUUGAAGAAAAUGAAAAAUACAGACUUAGGCUGAAAUGCCAACAAUUACCUAGUGAAAAUUCAAAUUACACAAGAUGA
Molecule: messenger RNA, 501 nt
Organism: Balaenoptera ricei (Rice's whale)
Lineage: Eukaryota; Metazoa; Chordata; Mammalia; Artiodactyla; Balaenopteridae
Gene: C3H5orf47
Product: chromosome 3 C5orf47 homolog
Exons: 4
Coding region: 4-501 (165 amino acids)
Source: RefSeq, a predicted model, not a curated record